Paramecium tetraurelia is the source of this 1107-nucleotide messenger RNA. RefSeq lists its product as uncharacterized. Lineage: Eukaryota; Ciliophora; Oligohymenophorea; Peniculida; Parameciidae. Gene Ontology annotation, biological process: dephosphorylation. The record is from RefSeq and is a predicted model, not a curated record. The transcript has 2 exons. Gene Ontology annotation, molecular function: protein tyrosine/serine/threonine phosphatase activity; phosphatidylinositol-3,4,5-trisphosphate 3-phosphatase activity. Gene Ontology annotation, cellular component: cytosol.
AUGGACUAAGAAAGUGUUUUUGAUCUAUCAUCAACUUUAGAUUUUCAAUUGGAAACGUUACCAUUCUACGGAGUUCGAGGGCGUUCAGAAGAAUUGAGUGAAUUGAUUAAAUAAAAUCUAUAGAACAAUGUCCAUAAUAAUAAGGGGUUGUUCACUAAUCCUAUUAAGUAAUUGGUGAGCAAACAGAAGAAUAGAUUUGUUUAGGAUGGUUUCGAUUUAGAUUUGUCAUAUAUCACUGAAUAAAUAAUAGCUAUGGGGUAUCCUGCAAAUGACUAUGAAGCUAUUUAUCGAAAUUCUAUGGAAGAUGUUUAGAAGUUCUUUAAUCAGAGACACAAAGAUCAUUAUAGAAUUAUCAACUUAUGUUCUGAGCGUAAAUACAAUCAUGCAUAUUUUGACGGAAAUGUGUCAGAAUACCCGUUUGAAGAUCAUUAAGCACCAUAAUUCAGCAUGAUUUUUGAAUUAUGCAAUGAAAUACACAACUUCAUUUGUUAAGACAAGUAGAAUGUAGUUGCCAUUCAUUGCAAAGCUGGUAAAGGUAGAACUGGUGUUAUGAUUUGUUGUUACAUGCUUUUUUCAGGAAUGUUCAACAACAGUUAUGAGGCUAUGCGUUUUUAUGGUAUAAUGAGAACAAAGAACAAGAAAGGAGUUACGAUACCCUCUUAAAUUCGUUACAUUUUGUAUUUUGAAAAAGCGUUGUCAUUUGGUUUUGAAGCUCAAGAUAUUCCAUAAAAUAAAAUUUAAAUAUCAUAAAUUAGGUUAAUUACAAUACCAAUAAUGAAUUGUUAAAACUCAUGCAAUCCAUAUAUCUUAAUACAAAACAACCAAUCUAAAAUACUUGUUUCAAAGUUUCAAAUUGUGAAAGACAGCUUUAUUAUUUUUAUGACUGAUGCAGUAGUCGAAGGAGAUACUCGUAUCAUAUGUUACAAUAAAUCUUUACUCAGUAAACAGAUCAUGUUUUAAUUUUGGUUUCAUACUUCCUUUCUGGAUGAUACUGGUCUACUAAUUAUUGAUAAGUAUAUGUUAGAUAAGGCUGUCAAAGACAAGAACCAUAAAGUGUUCUCACCUAAUUUCAGGGUAGAAGUAUAAACUUUUACAUUACUAAAUUGA